AUGGCAAGCAAGGCGCACAUUCACCAAAAGAGCCUGGGGUGGAUGCGGGACGCCCUGUUUGCGGCGGUUGUGCACGGAAGCGGCGAGCUGGGGCUGGAAGUGACCGGUGCGACGCGGUCGGUCGGCGUCAGCCGUAGCAUGUUCAAGAAUGCGGCCAAGAGCGCCGGGAUCAGCCAUCGUGACUACGUGUCGGAUCUGAUGAACCAGUUUGACUUUCUCGCCCGCGGCAAGCGGAUGAACUACCGCGACUUUGCGGUCUACGCCGUCCUACUCUCGCAUCCGCUCUCUGAUCUUGAUCAGACUCUCACCGAGCUCUUCGCGCUGUUCAAGGCCGAGCCAGCGGCAUCGACAGCAAAGCGGUCGUGGCUGCCGUUUGGCAGCUCGUCGAGCUCAGAGUCCAGCAGCGGCUCGGCGAGCGGGUCGAGCGGGUCGGAGCCUUCGCUGGCCGAGGGCACCGCGGUGCUGGACGCUCGGCAGGUCGGCCUCUCUGCUCACCAGGUGGCCAAGCUCAUCGCCGAGGUCACAGCGUGCGUCCGGCGGGUCUGCUUUGCCGCGCCCGGCAUGCGGACCGACAAGCACCCGCGGACCUUUGCUAUCACCGCCAAGAACAACCGCCGGCUGUGGCGGUUCGCGGAGCGGACGACGGCGGCAGUCAUGGCGCUUGCCGAGAACCAGGCCAAGCCGAUGUACUCGCCGUCAGGCGAGCCGCUCCUCGCCCUGCAUCAUCUUGAGCCCAUCGUCCGCCAGCGUGACGAGCUCUUUGCUGUCUUUGAGAUGUUUGCUGACUACCACGACGCCCUGCCACCGGCCACGGGCAAGCCGCCGCGGGCCAUCCGGUCGCUCAAGGCACGGCGCGGCUCACGCGGAAGCGGAAGCAGAAGCGGAAGCGGGAGUGGAGACGACAGCGAUAGCGCGAGCUCGAGUGGGAGUUCAAGCUCUGGCGGUGGUGGCAAGAGCAAGGGCAACGGUAAGGGCAAGGGUAAGGGCAAGGAUAAGGGGAAGGGCAAGGGUAAGGGCAAGGGCAAGGGCAAGGGCAAGGGCAAGGGCAAGGGCAAGGGCAAGGGCAAGGAAUCGAAGAAGGGCAAGGGCAAGGGCAAGGGUAAGGGAUCAAAGAAGGGCAAGGACAAGGGCAAGGGAUCGAAGAAGGGUAAGGACAAGGACAAGGGUAAGGGGAAGGGCAAGGGCAAGGACAAGGACAAGUACAAGGACAAGGGCAAGGGCAAGGGAAAGGGCAAGAGCAAGGGCAAGGGCAAGGACAAGAGCAAGAGCAAGGGCAAGGGCAAGGGCAAGGGCAAGGGCAAGGGCAAGCGCUCCCGCAAGUAAAACCGUUCAUUCUGCUCCAUCGUCGUCGCCCUGGUCGUCGGCAGCAGGCGUCGGCUU
Thecamonas trahens ATCC 50062 is the source of this 1380-nucleotide messenger RNA. RefSeq lists its product as uncharacterized. The record is from RefSeq and is a predicted model, not a curated record. The transcript has a single exon. Bases 1 to 1323 code for a protein of 440 amino acids. Lineage: Eukaryota; Apusomonadida; Apusomonadidae.